Molecule: messenger RNA, 2147 nt
Organism: Elaeis guineensis (African oil palm)
Lineage: Eukaryota; Viridiplantae; Streptophyta; Magnoliopsida; Arecales; Arecaceae
Product: probable xyloglucan galactosyltransferase GT19
Molecular function (GO): glycosyltransferase activity
Source: RefSeq, a predicted model, not a curated record
GCAUUCCACGUGGCAGUUGCAGGUGACCGUGCACUCGAUCAGUCGUGCGCGGCCGGGCACCGUAGGCGAGUCCGUGGGAUACCGGCCGCUCCCCUUUAUCGCUUCGCCCACUCCCCCACACCUCCGACCGCAACGGGCGGAGUUCGCGGUGCAAACCCAACUCUGCCGCCCCCUCCACACCCCAACAAGACCCACCUCCCCCUCCCUCUUUCCAAUUCCACCGUGCGACAGUACAAAUCCGUUCGUUCCCACAUAUUAAACCACCCCAACCUCCCCAUCUAUCCUCGAUUUCCCACCUCUCAUCCCUUCCCUCGACCCCUCUUCCCCCACAAAAAUACUAAAAACAUACAGCACCACCAAAAUAGGAAAUAAAUUAAUUACUUAAAACCACCAGUAGCAACUAUGGCAAUUUUCAAAUGGAAAUGAAAAGAUUCCAAAACGAGGACAACUUUUCUGCUUUUCUCUCUUCUGCUCCCUCUCCUUCGCAUCAAUGGCUCGCCCCUCCGUUCUUAUUAUUCUCUCUCUCGUCCUCUCCGUUCUCCUUCUCGUCCCCUGCCAUGUACGAUCCCGAUCCACCAUCCAAACCGGCAGCGGCCUUCCAUUAUUAGAAAACGCGGAGGAAGUCGCCGCCCGAGAGGAAGAAGAAGCGCAGCGGCGGCGGCGCACGAAGUGCGAAGGCCGGUGGAUCCACAUCCGCGACCUCCCGCCGCGGUUCAACACUGACCUCCUCCAAUCCUGCAAUGCGUUCCCCCUCUAUGACGACGGCAAUUUCUGCCCCUAUCUCGCCAACCACGGCCUCGGCCCCCUCACCCACAACCGCUCCCGGAGCUGGUACCGCACCGACCCCCACAUGCUCGAGCGCUUCUUCCACCGCCGCCUCCUCGAGUACCCCUGCCUCACCCCCGACCCGGCCCUCGCCGACGGCGUCUUUCUCCCCUACUACGCCGCCCUCGAUGCCCUCCCCUUCCUCUACCACCCGCCCCUCUUCAACUCCAGUGCCCUCCACGGCCGCGACCUCGCCGAUUUCCUCCGCCGCGACCGCCCCGCCAUCUGGGGCCGGCACCAAGGCCACGACCACUUCCUCGUCCUCGCCCGCCCCGCCUGGGACGUCUCCCAGGAACCCGACGCCGACCCCCUUCUCUGGGGCACCUCCUUCCUCCGCCUCCCCGACUUCCUGAACGUCACCGUCCUCUCCCUCGAGGCCCGCCCCUGGCCCUGGCAGGAGCGUGCCAUCCCCCACCCCACCUCCUUCCACCCGGCCACCCUCGCCCGCCUCGAAGCCUGGCUCGCCCGCGCCCGUCGAGGCCGCCGCACCAACCUCAUGCUCUUCGCCGGCGGUGGCGGUGGAGGCGGCCCCAACAUUCGCGGCAGCAUCCGGGCCGAGUGCGAGAACCGGACCGACAUCUGCGAGGUGGUCGACUGCUCCGGAGGGGCCUGCUCCCACGACCCCUUCCGGUUCAUGCGGCCGAUGCUCCGGUCCAGCUUCUGCCUCCAGCCGCCUGGCGACACGCCGACCCGGAGGUCCACCUUCGACGGGAUCCUGGCCGGUUGCAUCCCGGUGUUCUUCGAGGAGAUCGGGGCGCGGGCGCAGUACGGGUGGCACCUCCCGAAGGACCAAUUCGAGAAGUUCUCGGUGUUUAUUCCGAAGGAGGAGGUUGUCUUCAACGGGGUCCGGAUCGCCGACGUAUUGGCGGCGAUACCGCCGGCGGAGGUGCGGUGGAUGCGGAAGAACGUGUUGGAGCUGGCGCCCAGGGUGAUGUACCGGCGGCACGGCAGCUCGGCGGGGCUCCGGGCGAGGAAGGAUGCCGUGGAUCUGGCCAUCGACGGGGUGCUCAGGAGAGUCCGCCGCCGGGUGCGGGCGCUGGAGGAGGGGGAUCCGAAUCCGCUCAUCUUCGAUGAGGACGCCGGCGAGCGGUGGUAGGAUGGACGGUCUGGAUUGGCUCUAGGGUUUUCCUUUCCUUUUCUUUUGCCUUUUUCCUCUAUUAGGACAGGUUUUGUAAUUGUUAUUCUGCGUCAACUAAAUUAAGCAAUUUGCUGGCGUGAUACCACCGAAAAGGAACGGUGGAUAAGCCCAAAUCCUUAGGUUGCCUGGCGUUAAAUUAAACUUAUUGGAUAUAUAUUAAAUGUUGCGUAAUAAGCUUCUGGUA